AUGGAGCAGCGAAAGGAGAUCACGAUGAGUCGAUUGCAGAGGUUUCUGGUCGUUUCACUAAUCGCGGUUUUUGUCGCGACCCUCGCGCCGGCGGCCCUGGCGGAGAGCUACAAGUUCGGCGCCUCGAAGCCGGGCGGUUCCUGGUAUCCCAUCGGGACCGUGUUGCAGCGCCUGGCAGACAAGAACUACGGCGACAAGGUUACCGUGGAAAUCGGCGGCGGUACGGGCAACCUGCUGAACGUCAUGUCCGGCAAGUUGAGCUUCGGUCUCGCCAGCGCAACGAGCAUUCAGGAGGCCCUCAAGGGGGCGAAGAUGUUCAAGGGGAAGGUGGCGCAGGCCAAGAAGGUGCGCGUGGCCGCGGUGCUUUACCCCAACUACCUGUUCUGGUUGGUCUGGGCCAAAUCCGACGUCACGUCGUACCAGCAGCUCAAGGGCAAGAAAGUCAACGUCAUGCCCAAGAGGUUCUCGUUUCAGGCGCUGAACCAACAGAUGCUGGGCGCCCUCGGCAUCGAGUACAAGGACUUCUCCAAGGUCAACUAUCUCGGCUUCAACGACGCCGUGGCUCAGAUGAAGGACAACCAUAUCGACGCCUACCUCGGCCCCGGCGAGGAGAACUACGCGCCUAUCGUCCAGUUGGCGACUCACGCGCCGAUCCGCAUUCUCUCGUUCUCCAAGGAGGACGUGGCGAAGAUGAAGGCGGCCAAUCCUGGCGUCGUACCCUUCACGUUGGACAAGACGAACUACAAACAGAAGAACGACGUGAACACCGUUCAGACCUUCCUGCUCAUCAUUACGAACGAGGACGUUCCGGCAGAGCGCGUUUACAAGCUCACGAAGACCAUCUACGACAAUCUGGGCGACUUCGCCGGAGCCGUGAAAGCCUUCGAGCGGGUCAAGGUGGCCAACGCCACCGGCGACAUGGGCGCACCGCGGCACGCCGGCAUGGACCAAUACCUGAAGGAGAAGGGACUCCUCAAGUAG
Molecule: messenger RNA, 981 nt
Organism: Geodia barretti
Lineage: Eukaryota; Metazoa; Porifera; Demospongiae; Tetractinellida; Geodiidae
Source: the annotation of a GenBank genome assembly